AUGCCACCGGCGGCGUCUCUGCAGCGGGUUCGCCUCCAGGUGUCGCCGCUGCCGGUCCAGUCACCUGCUCCGGACGGACGCCUCCCGCCGUCGCCGCCGUUGCCGCCGUCGUCGCCGUUGCCGCCGUCGCUCAUGGAGGUCGUUGCUCUGCCGCCGCCUCCUCCUCCUCCGAACAUACCCAGUAGCGGUGCACGGUGUGGGCAGGUUUUCCACAGGUCGUUUUCCUCGCCCCCUCGCGAGCAAUUCGGGGUCGCAGGUGGACAGCGCGCCCCGGCAGUUCCACUGUCCGCCCCCUCAGCUGCGCUGCUCCUGGGUCCCUCCACCCGCCGCCGGAAACCAUACUCAACGACGGUGCAUCGUUUCAGUGGAAAGGAUGUGCAUCAGAAACAAUCACAGCAACAACAACAAAAGCAGCAACAGCAGCUACAUCAACAGCAGAGCCACCUCUGCUACCAGCAACAGCAACAAUCAAUGGCAGCUGGACCAACUCCGCCAAAAGUAGUAAAAGCAUCAAGAACGGUUACACUAACAACAACAAAUGCAGUAACAUCUCCAUCAACUGCAGAACCAGCCCUAAUACCAGCAGGGAAAUCAACAGCAAAAGCAACAGAACCAUCAUUAGCAACAGCAGAACCAUCCACAAUAGCAGCAGAAUCAACUCCAACAUUAUCAGAACCACUGCUGGCGGCCGUGGCGCACGCGCAGUGCGCUCUCGCGGACCGCGGCGCCUACCCGCCGGACGCGGCGCGCCCGCUGCCGGAGUACGACUUCGUGGUGGUGGGCGCCGGGUCGGCCGGGAGCGCGGUGGCCGCGCGCCUCUCGGAGGAACCCGCCUGGACGGUGCUGCUGCUGGAGGCCGGCGGAGACCCGCCGCCCACCGCCGACGUGCCCCUCCUCUUCCCCGCCCUGCAGAAGACCGAGGCGGAUUGGUCAUACCUGACAGAACCAGAUGGGCGCAGUUGCUUGGCACACAGAGAUGGAAGGUGCGCAUGGCCACGGGGCAAGACGCUGGGUGGUUCCAGCGUGCUCAACGCCAUGAUGUACGUCAGGGGCAGCCCGCAGGACUUCGACGGCUGGGCGUCGCUCGGCAACGACGGCUGGUCCUACGAGGAGGUGUUGCCCUUCUUCAAGAAGUUGGAGGCCUUCGACGAGGAGGAGCUGGAGAGGAGACCGCACGUGGCAGCCGUACACGGGCGCGAUGGGGCCAUCCGCGUGUCCAAACCGGCGCGUCUGGAUCCCGCUUAUGACGCUUUGGACGCUGCCGCCACAGAGCUGGGCUUCAGAAUUAUCGAAGACUACAGCGCCGAGCCGAUGGUGGGUUUCGGACAAAUACACUGCUCUAUAAAGAACGGAACGAGAUGGAAUGCCGCUCUCGGAUACCUCGCACCUGCCAAAGAGAGGGUAAACCUGCACGUCCUAAAGUCCGCUUACGUAACGAAGAUACUGAUUCGGCCUGACACGCAAAGUGCGUACGGGGUGCAGUUUGUUAAAGACGGAAAGGUACAGGAAGCUAGAGCGACGAAGGAAGUAAUUGUGUCAGCAGGAGCUAUCAACACACCUCACAUACUAAUGCAUUCUGGUAUCGGACCAAAGUCCCAUUUGGAAGAAGUCGGUAUAACAGUGAUAAGGGACCUCAGAGUAGGGUAUAACCUGCAGGAUCACUUAUCGUAUGCCGGGCUCUACUACACGAGUAAGCCUUCGGCGAGAAAAAUGUUAGAAGAGUCCGUGUUCGAAUACCUGAUGAACAGGACAGGUAUCCUGUCGACGACAGGCCUUACUUCUUACACGGGAUUUGUCCAGACGCGGCGCGCACUGCACAGCAUUCCAGGUUUUCCCGAGGUAGACCCGGCGGGCUACCCAGAUAUACAGCUGAUUUUUGUCUCUGUGGAUCGUUCUACAGCCAGCUUACUAGCAGACGUCUUCAACUAUAAGGAAGAGGCGACACUCGCUCUGAAAAAUAUGACGGUGAGCGAGGACGCGGUGAUGGUGAUGACGACGCUGCUGGCGCCGCGGAGCCGAGGUCGCGUCAGGCUGAGGAGUGCCGAGCCGCUGGACCCGCCGCUGAUCGAGACCGGCUACCUCGCCGACCCGCGAGACCUCGAGACGCUACUGGACGGCGUGGAGCUGAGCCACCGUUUGGGUUCCACGGAGGCGAUGCGGGCGGCUGGCUACAGCGUCAGGGACCUCCCCUUGAGCGAGUGCGGGCGCCGGGCCCGGGGAGGCCGCGACUACUGGAGCUGCGCCGCGCCCCACCUCGGCGCCACCGUCUACCACCCGGUGGGCACCGCCAAGAUGGGACCCUCUAGCGACGUCGGCGCCGUCGUCGACGCGCGCCUCAGGGUGCACGGCGUGCGCGGCCUGCGCGUCGCCGACGCCUCCGUCAUGCCGCUGAUCGUGCGCUGCAACACCAACGUGCCGUCAAUCAUGAUCGGGGAGAAGUGCGCCCACAUGGUGGCCGAGGACUGGCGCCAGCGCGGAAAGCAGUGAGGGUGCUGUCUCGACUGGGGAAGAGCAGCCAUAAAAGGCUCUACCGACGCACGACGUCGGCGUCGGGAUAACAAAGUGACUAACGGCCAGCUGUUUACAGGUCAGCUGCCAUAGCAACAGCCAGUCAGAGCUCAAGAUUGGUCACAGCUGCUGUCCUGCGCUCUGUAACCUCAGCAGCCGGUUGCCAGUCAGCUGUGGACAACGUUUUCGGAGUGUUACAUAAUUGUUGUGACUGUUAUCAUGCAGGGUGAUUCAGUGAUGAUCUUGCAAACUUUCACGGAUGAUGGACAAGAAUAAAUGUAUCUGAGGUAAGGGAUCCUGAUGCGGAAACUAUCGAGUCGAAAGCUGUAGUGAAAAUCGUUCUGAUACCUCUGACAGCAGAAAACAUUUACUGCUGCCGUUGUUGCUAAGAUUGUAGGGGCGGCAACUUCGAGAGUUCAUAGUAUGCACGAAAACUAGAACAAAAUGUCCAGUAA
Schistocerca piceifrons (Central American locust) is the source of this 2963-nucleotide messenger RNA. Its product is annotated as glucose dehydrogenase [FAD, quinone]-like. Gene Ontology annotation, molecular function: flavin adenine dinucleotide binding; ecdysone oxidase activity. The transcript has 4 exons. The record is from RefSeq and is a predicted model, not a curated record. The coding region runs from base 1 to 2487 and encodes 828 amino acids. NCBI's taxonomy places the organism in Eukaryota, Metazoa, Arthropoda, Insecta, Orthoptera, Acrididae.